AUGCAUGCUGAAGCCGAGGCUAAUGUAGCGGAGGCAGAAGCUGAGGCUAAUGUAGCGAAGGCAGAAGCUGGUGUGCAUGACUCCCUUCCUGACACGGAAGAAGUAGCAAAGAAACAGAAGUCACCGAAGAUUUCACGGAAGGAGUUAAAAAAGCAAAAAAAACGUGAGGAGUUUACUAAAAUGGUAGAAGCUGCGAAGAUUUCCACCGUUGCGAAUGCUGGGACUUUGGACAACUUCUCUCUCUCACAAGUACCAACGGUUAACGAAAAUCAGUUGGACAUAAAAGUUGAGGGCUUCUCCCUCUCCGCAAAGGGUAAGGACCUUUUCGUCAACGCCUCGCUCCAAAUCACUCAUGGGCGGCGCUACGGCCUUUGUGGACCAAAUGGGCACGGUAAAACCACCUUGCUUCGCCACAUAGCUGAACGUAAACUCGCGAUUCCAGCCAACAUUGAUAUUUUGCUGUGCGAACAAGAGGUGGUUGCGGAGGAAACACCCUCAGUUCAGGUCGUGCUAAACUCUGACACGAAGCGUCUUCAUCUCAUGCAGGAGUUGGAGGAACUAAAAGAGAAGAUUGAGGCAUCUCACGACCCACAGGUCCUCGACCGCUACAACGAGGUUCAUGAGGAACUUGUCGCGAUGAGGGCUGACGCAGCCGAGGGUAAGGCAAGACGCAUUCUAGCGGGUUUGGGAUUUACUGCCGCCAUGAUGGAAAAGCCCACCAAGGACCUCUCGGGCGGUUGGAGAAUGCGCGUCAGUUUGGCUCGUGCCCUGUUUCUGGAACCCACGUUCCUCCUCCUCGACGAACCUACCAAUCACCUAGACCUGAACGCCGUUAUCUGGCUCGAUAAUUACCUACAAGGCUGGAAAAAGACUCUUCUUGUAGUCUCCCACGAUCAAUCCUUUUUGGACAACGUCUGUACUGACAUUAUCCACUUAGACCAGCAGCAGCUCUUUUACUACCGCGGUAAUUACGAUCGCUUUAAGACAAUGCUGGCCCAGAGACGCCGGGAACAGUUGAAGGAGUAUGAGAAGCAGGAAAGACGCUUAAAGGAGCUGAAACAAUCCGGUAUGAGUAGCAAACAAGCCCAGGCGAAAAACCAACGCGAGGCUCUAACUAGGAAACAGACGAAGGGGAAAGCAGCUCAAAACGCGGCAGAAAAAGAAUCCGCCGACACCAAACAGCUGAUCGCCAAGCCCAAGGAAUACGUCGUCAAGUUCCACUUCCCCAACCCCCCGCCUCUGAGUCCACCCGUGCUGGGCCUCUUCAACUGCACCUUCGCGUAUCCCGGUCAGAGGCCUCUUUUCAAGAAUGUGAACUUUGGCGUCGAUUUGCAGACGCGAAUCUCCAUAGUCGGACCCAACGGUGUUGGCAAAUCCACCUUCAUCAAACUCCUCACUGGUGAACUCACUCCUGUAAGGACCUGCCACGGCACACUUAUCGGCAAAUACGAUCAGCACUCCGCUGAUCAACUAAACAUGGCCGAAACCCCCGCCGAAUACCUCAUGCGUCUGUUCAAUAUUUCCUACCAGGAGGCCCGAAGCACUCUUGGCAAGUUCGGCCUGGAAAGUCAUGCUCACACCAUCCCCAAUGCAGACCUCUCGGGUGGCCAGAAGUCGCGUGUAGCCUUCGCCGAACUCUCCAGACGCGCGCCUGACAUCCUGAUUCUCGACGAGCCUACCAACAACUUGGACAUCGAGUCAAUCGACGCACUGGCAGUUGCUGUCAACGAGUUUGAAGGUGGUGUCAUUGUCGUGAGCCAUGACGAAAGACUCAUUCGAGAUACCCAGUGUAUCCUUUGGGUUAUUGAGGACCAGAACAUCGUCGAAAUAGACGGCGACUUUGACGACUACCGGCGGGAGAUCCUGCACGCCCUUGGAGAAGAACUGGCCAAUCCGAGUAAAGUUGCGGCUGCCGCAGGCUGCCUUGAGUGA
Mesocestoides corti is the source of this 1932-nucleotide messenger RNA. Lineage: Eukaryota; Metazoa; Platyhelminthes; Cestoda; Cyclophyllidea; Mesocestoididae. The record is from the annotation of a GenBank genome assembly.